AUGAACUCGCAAGCUUUGCCCACCACCUCUGUCUACGCCACGGACGGUGCUGACAUUGACACGCAACUGCAGCGUAUUAUUGCUGAUCUGCCCAACGUCAAUGCAAAGCUGCAAAAUGCGACUCCCGAAGAAAUUCUGGCAUGGUCGGUCGAUAACCUGCCCAACCUGUACCAGACCACUGCGUUUGGUCUAACGGGCUGCGUCACGCUCGACAUUAUUUCGCGCAUGAGCAAAGAGCGAGCAAAGCGUGCCGGCAUAGAGCCGAAGCACCUCGUUCCACUAAUUUUCAUCGAUACGCUAUACCACUUUCCGCAAACCAUCGACCUGGCCGAGCGUGCCUCGCAGAACUACGCCGCUCCUAUGCAUGUGUUCAGGCCCGAAGGCACGGAUACGGUUGCUCGGUUCGAGGAGCGCUGGGGACCGCAAUUUUGGGAGCGCGACGAGGAUACGUAUGAUUACCUCGUAAAAGUAGAGCCUGCGCGUCGUGCAUACAACGAGUUGGACGUUCGUGCGGUGUUUACCGGUCGUCGUCGUACGCAAGGAGCUGACCGUGCGGACCUUGCCGCUGUGGAAGUCGAUGAGACUGGCUUGAUCAAGGUGAACCCGCUGUUGAACUGGUCUUUUGCAGAUGUCGACAAAUACGUAAAGGAACACGCGGUGCCGUACAAUGAACUGCUCAACUUUGGCUACAAAUCCGUUGGCGACUGGCAUUCGACUUCGCUGCCCUCUGAGAAGGACAGUGGCGAGCGCUCUGGUCGGUGGGGCGACAAGGCCGGCAAAACGGAGUGCGGCCUGCACAAGGACUACUUUAAGUUCAAGGUCGUCGCGGAAAAGAAACUUCGUGAAGCCGAGCUUAGCCGCAAGGACGCAGCGCGCGCGUAA
Malassezia vespertilionis is the source of this 882-nucleotide messenger RNA. RefSeq lists its product as uncharacterized. The coding region runs from base 1 to 882 and encodes 293 amino acids. The transcript has a single exon. Gene Ontology annotation, cellular component: cytoplasm. NCBI's taxonomy places the organism in Eukaryota, Fungi, Basidiomycota, Malasseziomycetes, Malasseziales, Malasseziaceae. The record is from RefSeq and is a predicted model, not a curated record. Gene Ontology annotation, molecular function: phosphoadenylyl-sulfate reductase (thioredoxin) activity.